AACAACUUAACCUUCUAACCACGUUUGAGGUAAUACAUCCUCUAGAAGAAAACCAUCUGAAAUACCUUAAAGUAUUUUACACUAAAUAUUUCUAAAUAAUGUCACAUAAUCAUGUACUAAAAAUGCGUGCUUGUUGUGAAGAUCUCCCGCAUAUAGUGUAUUUAAACAUGAAUAUUCUUAACUCUGUAUAUUUACAUUGAUAUCUUCUGCUAUUUUGCAGGCACUUUAUGUAGCCGUGUCUGAUAAAACUCUGCUGUUGCUCUAGUAGUAAAGUUUAAAUGGGAGCCAAGCUGUAUUUAGCAGUUGUAAAUCCAUGUGAAGCAGUUGCAGAGCUGUUACAUGCAGUUGCAGAGCUGUUACAUGCUGUUGCAGAGCUGUAUUAAGCUGUUACAAAGUUGUUACAGUUGCAGAGUUAUUUCAUGCAGUUGCAGAGCUUUGUCAUGCAGUUGCAGAGUUGAAUUUAGCUGUUACAAAGUUGUUACAGUUGCAGAGCUUUGUCAUGCAGUUGCAGAGCUGUAUUUAGCUGUUACAAAGUUGUUACAGUUGCAGAGCUUUCUCAUGCAGUUGCUGAGCUGAGUUUAGUUCUUACAAGGAUGUUUCAUGCAAUUUGCAAACAAAUCUUUGGAUACCGACAUAUGGCUUCAUAAGCAGCCAGAUUGUGGAUUUGUUAACUUUUCCCAGCUAUGCUAUUUUCAUCGUCUUCUACUUAUAAAGAUUUAGGUGAAGUGUCAAUCAGCAAAAGAUAUUCUACAUUUCAUUUUGGUUUCAAUAAAUUUUCAUUGAAGAUAGCAUCAGCAACCUUACAAUAAACAACACAAGUCACAGGUCGUUGUCAGUUAGUCUUCCGCUCAAAAUUUUAUCGUUGGUCCUCUGGGCUAUCAAACAGUCCUAAUUAUACGCUGUUUUGGUUGUGACCAAUGAAGAAUGGAUUGGUUUAUGUCGGAGGAAAAUUUGUUUUGCAGUUUAUCCACAUUUAUUGAGAAAAAAGAAAUUGUUCAAAAGUUGGCGAAUUGCUAUGGUAAUUGUACCUUUUAACACUGCGAAGCAAAAGACAAUUAUUUUUCAAAAUGAAUCGUUGUGGACGCAGUCGAAGCUGUGGAGAAUGUUGUUCCACAAAUGAAAACUUGACCAAGUUAACGGAAAUCAAUCGUCUAUGGAAACACGAAUAUGAUCUCUUGAAGACAAAAUACCUUAGAGAAAAAGGCGCUCUUCAAGAGGAGAACAAAGUUCUCCGAGCUGAAGUAACAACGUUAAAAACUAAACUCGAACGUUCAUCUAAAAAUGUCCACGAAGACACUUCACACGAUAACUUCUUAUCUCAUGAAAAUAAAAGACAGGAAUUGUGCAACAGAAAUCAUAAUGUAGAAGAACUGAUGAAAGAACAGCUAGCAGCGUAUCGUGAGGAUUUUAAACUAGAACAUGAAGACAAAGCAAAAAUCGAGAGCGAGAAAAACUCUUUACAGGAAAGACUUACGCAGUGUGAACAACGGUUCCAAGCGCUACACAAAGAGCUUGAUGUGUACAAACAGGAAUGCAAGCGGUUGCAAGAACUUCAUGGGAAAAGUAAGGAUAUCAAGAGAUAUCCGAGUAUAGAUAGGAGUAAAUCAUAUCCAGAGACAAGUUUAUUAUCAUACGAAGAUGAUCUUGUUGAUCCUAUGUCUACGAUAGCUUUACCACCAUCAAUGUGUAGCAAGCGUGAAGGGUAUUUGGCUUUUCGGGACUUUCGAACUGAGCAGUUGAAAAGGGGUAUUCUUGUACGAAAUCCAUCUCAUGGUAAAACACAAGCCUCUACAAAUUACUCCAACAUUUCCCCGAACAGAAGAAGUGACUCAUCUCCCCCACCUACGUUGACAACUUACCCCCCCGUAUUUUCCCCGACGUAUCGUCAACCAGACACCGAUAAGAGUUCUUGCACUUUGUGAUUGCCUGCAGUCAGGCAUUCGCUGAUCUUGUUAUACUCCGCCCGCAUUUGGUUGAAAUUAAAAUCGCUGAACAAAUUAGUUCGAGAUAAGUGGAAUCAUAAAAAUUGUGUUUACUGCAGUCAGGAACAGGAGUUAAAUUAUAUGAAAUCUGAAGAACGUCAUGUUGCCUAUAAUAUUGAGACCACAAGAUGGCAAAGUAUUGUUCGUUUGAACUAAGUAUUGCAAUGUACAAUAUAGUAUGUAUAUACAAUAUUUAAAUGUUGUAAAUACAGCACAAAUAAUUAUAUAAAAAUUAUGUAAAA
Xenia sp. Carnegie-2017 is the source of this 2224-nucleotide messenger RNA. RefSeq names its product TNFAIP3-interacting protein 1-like. Lineage: Eukaryota; Metazoa; Cnidaria; Anthozoa; Malacalcyonacea; Xeniidae. Bases 1068 to 1922 code for a protein of 284 amino acids. The transcript is spliced from 8 exons. The record is from RefSeq and is a predicted model, not a curated record.